Messenger RNA from Eucalyptus grandis, 1443 nucleotides. Its product is annotated as coumaroyl-CoA:anthocyanidin 3-O-glucoside-6''-O-coumaroyltransferase 2. Bases 1 to 1410 code for a protein of 469 amino acids. The transcript has 2 exons. Lineage: Eukaryota; Viridiplantae; Streptophyta; Magnoliopsida; Myrtales; Myrtaceae. The record is from RefSeq and is a predicted model, not a curated record.
AUGGUGAAGGUCAAGAUCCUCCACCGUCAUGAUAUCUCGCCGCCCGUGAACUCGGUCUCGGAAACCGUUCUCCCUCUCACCUUCUUCGACAUCCCAUGGCUUCUCUGCUGCCCCAUACAACGCCUCUUCUUCUAUGACUUCCCUGAAUCCCCUCCCUCCUUCGCUCAGACCACGCUUCCGCUCCUCGUCCACUCUCUCUCCCUCUGUCUCCGCCGCUUCUUCCCCUUCGCUGGCAGCCUUGUCCUCCCUCUGGCACCGCCCCAGAAGCCUUACAUCCUCUACUCCGAAGGCGACUCCCUCUCCUUGACCGUUGCCGAGUCCACCGCCGACUUCGCCCAGCUCGUCUGCGAUGAGGUGUGCGACGCAACGCUAAUACACCCUCUGGUGCCUCAGCUCCCGCCACCAUGUGAGUCUGACGGCGCACGCUUGUGGCCACUUAUGGCGAUUCAGGUUACUUUGUUCCCAAACAAGGGCAUUUGCAUUGGGGUCAAUUUCCUCCAUGUGGCAGCAGAUGGCAGGUCCUUCAAUCACUUCAUGAAAUCGUGGGCAUCCAUUCACAGGUCUGGAGGGGACCCCACUUGCGCUAACUCGGAUGACUUGAGUCCUUUCCACGACCGAGGAGUGAUCAAAGACCUGAAUGGGCUAGAACCCAUAUUUUUGAAAGAUUGGUGGAGUUGUGUGGGCCCGAGCCUAAGCCCAAGCCCAACUCUUCUCACUGUUGCAGACAAGGUGAGAGCAACGUUUGUCUUUAAAAAGGCUCACAUUGACGGGCUAAAAGCGCAAGUCUUGAGCCAACUCAAGAACGACGAUAUCGACUCAGAGUCGGAUCCAAUCCACUUGUCAACAUUCGUGGUGAUGUGUGCAUUUGUAUGGAUAUGCAUCAUCAAAUCAAAAGAGGAAGAACAACAACGUUGUGAUCACUCGUCAUCAGAGAGAGGCAAAGACGAACUUUAUUAUUUUGCAUUUCUUGCAGAUUGUAGGGACCAACUCGAAUAUUCGAUACCCUUAACAUACUUUGGGAACUGUCUGGUUCCAUGUUUUAUCUCGAAAAAGAGAAGUACGGUCUUGGGAAAAAGUGGAAUUUUGCAUGCCGCAAGGGCUAUAGGGAUAAGAGUCAAGGAAAUAAGGACGGGUGGAGCAUUGAGAGUGAUGGACGGAUGGAUAAGGAACUUUAAUAUAGCUAAGAGCAGGGACUUACUAACAGUGGCCGGGUCGCCAAGACUCAAGGUAUACGAAACGGAUUUCGGGUGGGGAAGACCAAGGAAGAGCCACGUGGUGCACAUUGAUGCAUCGGGGGCGUUCUCUCUCGCAGAGAGUAGGGAUGAGGAUGGUGGUGUGGAGGUCGGGUUGGCAUUGACUAGCGUUUGCAUGAAUAAGUUCAUUUAUUUGUUUGAAAAGGGAUUGAACUAAUUUACGUUGCUUUAGUAUAUGUUUGGUCCAUAU